CGAGUGUCUACUGGAUGUUGAUAGUCUAGAGUGGGAGAGAGACGGUAUUGCGGCCACGACAGUAAAGGAGGCCCUGAAAGACGAACCUUGAACUCACUUUCUUAAAUUAUAUCAUUUCGCCAACUCCAAGUGGUCCCCUGCGCUUCCAAUCUGCACCACGUUGGCGCCAGAUCAAGCCUUCAAGAGGGGUUCUUUCGUUGUGAGCGCGGUUGAUAUAACGAUCAAUGGACCGUUCUGUCGCCGACUCUUGCCUCCUCUAUUCCUCCCCGUCCUCGUGUAUGUCACCGUCGUAUAUUCCUCCGGGACGUACGAUACGAUAAUAACCAAACGGGCUCUCCCAACAGAGUCUCCGUCCUGCUCGUCCCGUUGCUUCCCGACAGCUAGCCAACGCCCACGAGACGCCCUGCGAGCAGCAACAAUGUUUCCGAAAUCCAGCGCGAAAGGGGUGAAGGGAGGAGCCUUCGGCGGCUUUGCGACCUCCUCUACCACUCUCUCAUACCUCACUCCCCCGCCCGACUUUUCCAGCAUUCCGCAAGAGGUGGUGGUGCCUUUUAAGAAUCUGUUGAAGAAGGACAGCACAACAAAAGAGAAGGCGCUCCAGGAUAUCCUUGCGCAUAUCCAAGGUCUUGGGCCCGAUGGCCAAACAUUCGAUGAGCCAGUAAUAGACGCUUAUGUCGACCUGUAUCCCAGGCUAUCGAUCGACGACUCCGCCCGGGUCCGUGAGCUCUCCCACCAGCUUCUCUUCCACCUCCUCAAUACGGCGAAAAAGCGCAUGGCGAAGCGCCUUCCCGCCUUUGUCGGGGCGUGGCUUGCUGGGACGUUUGACAGAGAUAAGCGCGUCGCACGGGCUGCCAGUGAUGCGUUAGCCUCAUUCUUACUGACGCCAGAGAAGGAGGAAGCGUUCUGGAAGGCCGUGCAAACCCGCGCGCUCGACUUCGCGAUCGAGGCGAUCCAGGAGACACCAGACACCCUCAGCGACGAGCGAUCAACAACGAAAGAAGACUCGCAGGCGAAGUACCACCGGGUUAUUGGUGCGAGCUUGUCCCUGGUCUUGAAUCUUGUGAACAAAGGGGACAUUGGGGUUCUCUCGGAUGGCUUGGACCGCUAUCUUGGGGUAGACGCAAUAUGGACCAUGUCGAAAGCUGACGAUUGGUUUGUGAGGAAGGCACUCUACCGAUUCCUGAAUUCCAUUCUUGAUGUCCAGCCCGUGAUGCUACAACCAAGACUGCAACAGGUUGGCAAAGCUCUUGUUGCGGACGGCUUGAGGAGCAGCCAGACCGGCUCAGCAACGGACCUGCUGAAGGUUUUGGCGUCUCUAACAAGACACUUCCCGCAGGUGUGGGGCACUCAGAAGCAUCCGCUGCAGCGGCUACACACGUUUGUUUCCCAAGGUUCUCAGAGCGGUGCGGAGGAGUACUGGCGGGCUCUGGAUGAGCUACUCCAAACGCUUCCGGACAAAGCACCAUCGGUCGAGGUCGUGUCGAACUUCCUUGGUGCCAUGCGCAAAGGGAUUGCCGAGAGACUCGAACUACAGACCGGUCGGCAUCAAGCAUUGCAGUCUUACGCACGGGUAUUCCAGCUCUUCCUCGGCCACGUUCCCCUGAAUACAAUAUUCCUCGAGGAGAACCUCAGCAGCAUCACACGGCAGUAUCUCCACCCCAAUCCCGAAUUACCGCUGCCGUCACCACAGCGACCUGAAUCCCUUGCAGAAGCCUGGAUGACCGUGGCUAAACAUUCGACGGAUGAGACUCGAGAAGCGGUGGCCGAAGAAUGGCAGAAGCUGGGAAGCGCAUUCCUUGUGCGAAUGUCCAACUCUCUGCCCGAGGUUUCUGAAGGCUACAAGAAGUCGCAAAACGCGAUUGCCUCGGAAGGAGAGCGUUGGUUUGCCUUCGUGGCAAAUGCACUCUCGCGGGAAGGUGACGGAGGCUCGUCACUAAUAAGGGUGAUCACAGCAUCAUCGAGGGAGGUCUUGGCAGGGGCGCUCGAUCUUCUGAGCAAGAGGAACUUUAAGCCGUUCGGUGCAGCCUCUGUUAUCCGAUCAGCGCUCAGACACUAUCCUGCGCUCUGCUCUGAUAUGAGCUUGCUUGGAUCACUGUUCCCGGCUGACGGAACGGAAGAAUAUGCGGUUAUCGUUGCAUCCCCGUCGCUCCCCUACCUUGUCUCUGACCUCAACACGAUAGUCGGUGAAGCGGAAGGGCGCUUCAGAGACAUCUGGACGUCACUCACUGAGGCAGCCCUUCGGCUCUCGGAUCGCCAGUUGGCUGUUUCGGCAAUCAGGGCGCUCAUAGGAAUCCCUUCCGUUGCGACAUAUGCGCAGCAACUUGCGCCUUUACAGGCCUUCCUCAAUUCAUGUUGGCAGCAGUAUACGGGCGGUGGUGAUGCUUCUGGCUUGAAAGAUAUUUGCAAGGCGUCUCUGGCCUAUGACAUUCUGAGUGAGGACACCGCAAAAGCCACUGCAGUCGAGAUCGUUUCCAGCCUUGAGGUGCCAGAAGCAUACCAGUCAGCCCUUGCGGCUUUGGAGCUUACUUUACACGAGAAGCCCAAAUUCUUAUCGACAAACGAUGAGCUGCACGUGCGGCUCGUUGCAGCGCUCCUCGCCCUUACCGAGCUGUCAGAUACGGGUCUGUCUGAGAAGGCAAGAAGUGUGAGAUCGCUACUCGACAAGCAGCCAGCCGGGCGGAAUCCUAUCGCCAGCAUCAUCGAGAACCACCUUGGUGAGGCCAGCUCAUCUUCUCUUGAAGUCGACACCUUGCUUCAGCAAGCCCUGUCGGUUCUCAGCUCGGGCGCUGCGCCGGCUGAGGAUAUCUUCCCCAGCUCAACAAUAUGGAUGAACGAGCUCUCCGGCUUUCUCACGCGUGCCCCGAGUCCGUCGCUGUCCAUUGCAUUCGGCGUGGAGGGCGCAUACUUCCUGGUAAAGGGGCAUCCGAAUGCCGAAAGGCAACCCCCAAGCCGAGAUAGCCGCGGACGCUCUAUUCCUGCCAGGAUGGCUCUCUUCACUGCCAAGCUGCUCUCUUCUGGUGUUCAGCUCUCCUCUCUACCGCCAGAGUUCCAGUUGGAACUUGUUUACCUUCUCUGCCUCACCGACGCUCUCACUGAAGACCAGCUCACCGUACCCCAAGCUGACGGCUUGUGGGGCAAUGACCCCGAGGACGAGGCAGAAGCUCAGGAGUUCCGCGACCUCAGCCGGAAAGCUGUUGACAACGUUGUGUUAGGCUGCGGAAGCUGGGUGGACUGGGAUAUGUCUGGCGAUUCCCUGGUCGAGCGGCUUAUAAACUUCAUGCUCGGCGAAGCGGUUGGCUUCAGUCCUGGCGCUUUCUACACCGCCAAGUCUCUGAGCUUCCUCUUCGGACGCCUAAUCGGGAUUCACGGCAAGGCGCCUUCCAAGCUGGAGGAGUGGCUAGGGAGGCUGGGUAUCAUGAAGCUGGCGCCGAACACUCUGUUCAUCACCGCUGCGUUCGUGACUGGGAUUCGAGAGCCCCUCACAUCAUCGAAAGCCUUUUCGACACUCGUCAAUCGCCUUGUCAGCGAGGUGCCUGGCAUUCCCGGCUCUCUCGAUGGAUCUUUCCGAGCCCUUCCUUCCCUGGUUCUCCUCAACAUUUGCAUGGAUGUGUAUGACCACGAUGUAGGCGUACCCGUCGAGACCCGGAAGCAGGUGCUCGCCCUGCAGCAGUUCACAAGAUGGAUGGAUAGCCCGGAAGACCUGGGCUAUCAAACCGCUACCGAGAUUUGUAGAGCAAUCAAGAGGAUGCUCCCGGGCGUGAAAGAGACCUACGGCCCGUACUGGGAGAAAACAGUCGAGUACUGCAUCUGGCUAUGGAAGAAGGCCGCCAACGACAGACCGGAGGAGCGGCUGCCGUACGUCUAUGCUUCGUUGGAGCUGUACCGGGCACUUUGCAACCAUGCAGACGCCAACGACGACCUCGAUGACGCUCUAGCAACCCAUGCCAAGGCGACAUCAUCAGCGCUGGUUGGGCUUCUCGGUAUCCCGCGCGAAGCAACUGCAGAUGUGCCGAGCCAAAUCACUGAUCGUCUUCUUGAACGGCUUGUGAGCAGGAUGCCUAGCAUGAAGCUUGAUGAGUUAAGAGACAUCUUUGAGCCAGUCGCGUCGGAGUCCCGUGAGAUACAGAAGGCCGCGUUUGGCCUGCUCCACAAGGCUUUGCCUACCGCCCAAGAGGACAUCAACCUCGCGGUGGUGAUGGACAAGAAGGCUGCCAACCUUCCGGAUGAACUGCUCUCGCUGCUCCUGAAUGCGCCAAACCCGGAUGAGUACACUGACGAAGAACUAUCACAAUUUCCCGUCGCAAUCCGCUCAUACUUGCUUGCUUGGCAUCUCGUAUUCGAUGCCUACAGUACGGCGUCCUUCCGGGUUCGCAACGACUACACGGACAGGCUAAAAAGCGGAAAACAUCUCGACCCGUUGCUUCGGUUCUUAGUCGACGUUCUCGGACAUGCUCUCGCGAGGCCGCUCGACCUCGAUAAGGAAGGGUUUAAAGCAGAAGAAAUCUGUUCCUACAACAUCGACACCGCCGAGUUUGAACCACCGGAGAGAGACAUGAACUGGUUGCUGAUACACCUUUUCUACCUGACCCUCAAAUACAUCCCAGGCCUGUUCAAAAUGUGGUACUUGGACUGUCCUUCCAAGCAAACGAAGAACUCGAUGCAGUCCUGGAUGCAAAAGUACUUCUCGCCGCUCAUCAUCUCUGAUGCCCUGGACGAGGUCGUCGAGUGGGCCUCCAACCAGGAGAAGAUAGAUGCCGACACACAAGAGAUUGUCGUUAGGGUUAGCAAGACGAUGCACGAGAUCACGGCAGGCUAUCCGAUCGACGACGACGUCGCCACCAUCUCCCUGCACGUGCCGAAGUCCUACCCGCUGGAUCCGGUGGACGUUGUCAGCGUCAAGCGGGUGGCUGUCAAGGAGGACAGAUGGCAGUCGUGGAUGAAGGCGAUCAAGGCCGUGAUCAUGUUCGGAAACUGCAGUCUCGUGGACGGCCUGACGGCCUUCCGGCGCAACAUCUCGCUGGCGAUGAAGGGCCAGGAGGAGUGCGCCAUCUGCUACUCGAUCAUCGCGCCGGACAGGACGCUGCCGGACAAGAAGUGUGGCACGUGCAGCCACUACUUCCACAGGGUGUGUCUCUACAAGUGGUUCCAGAACAGCGGGCGGAACACGUGCCCGCUGUGCCGGAAUGCGAUUGAUUACCUGGGCUCGGAUACGAAGAGAAGGCGGCCGGAGCAUGAGUGAGAGGAAAGAAAAGAAACCUGUAGGCUGGGUUCGGGGGGGGGAGAAUGUCAGCAUAACGAGGUUGCCUUGGGUAUGUAUAUACAAUACAUAUAUGCUCAUUGCAUAUGCGCUUGGCCCGAUGUUCAAUGCAUGGAUAUCGAGCGAGGACUUAACUCAGUGCGGCAACAUGAAAUUGCAUACGCUCCCUCUCGUGGAGUUGUUCUAGUUG
This is a messenger RNA of Chaetomium strumarium, 5447 nucleotides long. RefSeq lists its product as uncharacterized. The transcript is spliced from 4 exons. Lineage: Eukaryota; Fungi; Ascomycota; Sordariomycetes; Sordariales; Chaetomiaceae. Gene Ontology annotation, molecular function: zinc ion binding; ribosomal large subunit binding; ubiquitin protein ligase activity. The record is from RefSeq and is a predicted model, not a curated record. Gene Ontology annotation, cellular component: cytosol; RQC complex. Gene Ontology annotation, biological process: rescue of stalled cytosolic ribosome; ribosome-associated ubiquitin-dependent protein catabolic process. The coding region runs from base 419 to 5239 and encodes 1606 amino acids.